GUAUUAAUUGUUUAAUAUGUAGUACAAAUGUAUGUAAAGGAAUAAGAUUUAUUUUUAAUGAGUACGCUGAAAUCAGCGGUUAGCUCCGGUCGCUAACGGAAGCUGAUGCUGCUGGGGCUGAUGUUUUAUGGGACAAAGAAUUUACGCGGACAUGGCUGUUAAUGUAUAUUCCACCUCGGUGACCAGCGACAAUCUAAGUCGCCAUGACAUGCUCGCGUGGAUCAAUGAGUCUCUACAAAUGAACUUUACCAAAAUUGAGCUUUUAUGUUCAGGUGCAGCCUAUUGCCAGUUCAUGGACAUGCUAUUCCCAGGCUGCGUACCACUGAAGAAAGUUAAAUUUGGUGCAAAGUUAGAGCAUGAAUACAUUCACAAUUUUAAGAUAUUACAAGCUGCUUUCAAGAAAAUGGGAGUUGACAAAAUUAUUCCAGUUGAUAAACUGGUAAAGGGAAAAUUUCAGGACAACUUUGAAUUCGUUCAGUGGUUUAAGAAGUUCUUUGAUGCCAACUACGAUGGCAAAGAAUAUGACCCGGUGGAGGCACGGCAGGGCCAGGACGCUAUGCCUACACCCAACCCCUCCAUGCCAGCCCUCAGCAAGCCCAAAAAAGUCUUGAAUGCAGUGCAUCCAUCCACUCCUAAUAGGACAAGCAAACCAGCAGCUGAAAUUGCACCACAGAGAGCGGCCGUGGCCAAGGUAACACCCAAGAUGGCGCCUGCCUCUGCGCGGAGACCCGGUGCUGGUGGUGAUGAGGAAAGGGCAGAGCUUGUACAAGAGUUAAACAUGUUGAAGUCUACGAUUCAGGAUAUGGAGAAGGAGCGGGACUUUUACUUUGGCAAACUGAGAAACAUUGAGCUGAUCUGUCAGGAGAAGGAGGGUGAGGGAGAUCCCACCCUGCAGAGGAUUGUGGAUAUUUUGUAUGCCACAGAUGAAGGAUUCGUCAUACCAGACGCUGAGUCAGAAGACCAGGAGGAGUUCUAAUACUUGUGACUUGUUGCAGUUUUACCCUCCAUACUCCUGCCGUCUCCAUACAGCCCGCUCUCAUCCUAAAAGACUCCCACAUCAUUAUGAAUUUGGACUUUUAUCUGAAAUCCAUAUUGAAACAUAUUGUUUUGUCUGCUAAAGCAUGAGCUGUUUCAGUUCUCUUAAGAGAUGGCUGCCACGAUCUCCCCGUUUCGCUACGAGGAGUUUGUAAAAUACAAUACUUAAUAUUGCUUUACCUCUUUCAGCAACCUCAGACACCCGCAAGCAUAUUUAUCUUAUUUUAAAUGUCUCGGACACUUCAGUCUGUAGUGGUUUCUCCCCCUCUGUGCAAUGGUACUGAUCCAGUACCUUACACUGACACGAUACAGAGGGACACAAUAGUGUGUUAGUACCGUUCUGCCCAAGCGCCCCUCUUCCUAGUUUCCAUUCAUUUUUGGUGCUUGCUUUAGCAUACGGCAGGUAGCAGUCACCACCGCUCCAGUGUAUCCUUAGUGACUGUGCCUUAUACAGACUGUCUGGAGGGAGUGGACCCAGUCUGAUGUUUGUCUUUUGUUUGUUUUAUGGAUGUAGUGAUGUAUCGUUAUGGUCCAGCAUGAGUCAGGUUUUGCUGUAUUAUGUACUAACACUCAGUUUGUGUCACGUGGAUCUUAUUGGAUCUUCGUGUCAUGAAAAUCUUAUUUUAUUUUUUCAUUUAAAGAAUUAUAUCCAUAUGAACAUAGUUGCCACUACAUUGCUGGACCCGAGGCCAACAUUUUAGUUGACGAGACAAACACUGCCUGUCUCUGCAUGGUCCUUGCAGUUUUCUACCUGUUUUUACUGCCUUAUAUUUAAAGCAUUUUUUCUAUCCUUUCAUUCGCACUGUCUUGGCAAAUAUGUGUUAUUCAAAUUAAAGUUUUAAAGAUUUAAAGUUUUCUUUUUGUUCCUUUUUAAUUAUUAUUUGUAGAAGUUGCAGCAGAAUUUAUUUCGGAUGGAGACUUGAGAGCGUUUUAAUUACAGAAGACAAAAAAGACAUUUAGGGACUAUUUUAAAAUAUUGCACUCUUAAGACCAUUCCCCAACAUUGUCAGGCAAAUGUAAUAAUAACACUAGGUUAAGGUAAGCGUACCUUUUCUACAAAAUAAUGUUGAAAGACCUGCAUGCCAUGGGAUGUCUGUGUUCUGAAUUGAUGAAUUAUGAGUUGGCUUAAGCAUUGACCGCUUGUUUCAAGUAAUGUUUGAACUUUAGGAUUGUGUCUAGGGAAAAUCAUGACUUGACUUUGGAUCACUGUGCAAAUUUGGAUUUUCUCUGACGUGUAGCUUGUAUCAGUUUUAUGUACACUGGUUAUUCUCGAUCAAUAUGAAAAUUUCUCUGUGUGUAGUUACUUAAUGUUGCAUUUUAAAUGGAUAGCACGUGCAAAACCGGCAAUCGAGAGUUUUUAAUGGUGCUAUUAAAUACCUUGACCUCUAAGAAAUUGCCUGUUUGUGCUAGAAAAUCCUCUUCGCUGGUUGCUUUGGAUCAUUGGAUUGCAAAUAUUGCUGAAAUUGGAUGGACUAAACUGUGCUGGAUCUAUACUAAACAGGAGAGUAGGAAAAUCAAACAUCUUUCAUUUAUGUAUGAGAAAAGAGUUGUGGCGAAACUGUAUGUAAAUUCAUUUUCACCUUUGCUUUUGCAUAGUAGCAUCUGUAGCAAAGUCACAUUGUUUAAUCCACAACUAUACUCUAUCUCUCUCUCCCUGUUUUUGUACAUGCAGGCUGUUAACAGUUACACAUUUUAAACAAUUUGUUCAAGUCAAUUUCUUACAAUAAAACAAGAUUUACAUGC
This is a messenger RNA of Misgurnus anguillicaudatus (oriental weatherfish), 2778 nucleotides long. It is a transcript of the gene mapre1b, whose product is annotated as microtubule-associated protein, RP/EB family, member 1b. Lineage: Eukaryota; Metazoa; Chordata; Actinopteri; Cypriniformes; Cobitidae. Gene Ontology annotation, molecular function: microtubule binding. The record is from RefSeq and is a predicted model, not a curated record.